UAAAUCUCUUAUAAAUAACCUUCCAUGUACACUCUCAUUUUCAUCUUCAUUCUUCAGACCUCCAGCGCACCACCACCACCACCAUUUCAGGAUCAAGACUUUCACAAAACACUUCAUAAUCUCUUAAACAAGAGACCCUUUUGGCUCUUCCCCCCAAAGCUCUCAACUUUUUCCUCAGUUUUUGUAUGGCAGUGACCCUUCUGGCAUAUGAGGUAUCUGACCUCUGUCUCGGCAAGCCGGCGCUGAGGUCUCUUUCGCUGUCUGCCUCCAUUGCUGAGGCUCUUUCCGUGCUGAAAAACUCUGAGGAUAACUACAUCAGCGUCUGGGAUUGUGAGCAUGACAAGGUGCGUGAAAGUGGUGACGCCUUUCUGUGUCAAUGCGUCGGCAAAAUCUGUAUGGUGGAUGUGAUUUGUUAUCUUUGCAAAGAUGAAAAUUUGUUGUCUCCUUCUGAUGUAUUGAAGGCACCUGUCUCUGUUCUUCUGCCUAAGGUCCGUGGACUUGUUAUGCACGUGGAACCAUCUUGCAGUUUACUAGAAGCCAUUGAUCUCAUGCUUGAAGGGGCACAGAAUCUGGUAGUACCAAUCAAGAACAGACUGAGCACAAGAAGAAAACAGCUCCAAAAGCUCUCACCAGCCACUUCAACAGGCCACAAUGGCCGAGAAUUUUGUUGGUUAACUCAAGAAGACAUAAUCCGAUUCAUCUUGAGCUCCAUUGGCCUUUUCUCUCCAAUUCCUGCAUUAUCCAUUGACACUCUAGCCAUUAUAAGUUCUGAAAUCAUUGCUGUGGACUAUGACUCCCCUGCAACAUUGGCCCUCGAGGCAAUCUCUCGCUCCCUUCUGGACCAUACCUCUGUGGCAGUGGUUGACACUGACGGCAUUCUGAUUGGUGAGAUCUCGCCAUUGACACUCAGUUGCUGUGACGAGACGGUGGCUGCCGCCAUCACAACACUCUCCUCUGGGGACCUGAUGGCAUACAUUGACUGUGGAGGACCCCCGGAGGAUCUAGUCAGGGUGGUGAAAAAUAGGCUCAAAGAUAAAGGCUUAGAAGGAAUGUUGGAACAAAUUAACAUUGACUCCAUUUUACUGUCAUAUAUGUCUACAAGUUCUUCAUCAGAUGAGGAAUCUGGGGCAAGCCCUCCAAAAACAGCAAGACCAGGGAAGCUCAACAGAUCAAUGAGCUAUUCAGCAAGAAUUGCAAGGCGAGCAGAAGCCAUUGUUUGCAGUGCAAAGAGUUCACUAGUAGCAGUUAUGAUUCAGGCAAUUGCUCAUAGAGUGAAUUAUGUGUGGGUUAUAGAGGAGAAUUGUAGCUUGGUGGGCAUUGUGACAUUUUCUGAUAUGUUGAAAGUUUUCAGGGAGCGUUUAGAGAGCAUGGCCUGAAAGAUGAGGAGCUCGUUAGUAAAUUUUUAGCUUAUCAUUCCAAGGGCCCGGGAGCUGACAUGAGAGUGAUGAAGAAGAUAGACAAGGAAAUAAAAAAUUAGUAAAAACUGUGUGAAAAUGGCUCCUUUUUGGUAUUUGUCUUUUGGUUUGUAUGGUUUUGGAACUUGUAUCUUUAAUAUGUAAUGAUCCUAAUCCUGUUAACUUGUUUCUUCUAGAAUAGCAUGUAGAGGAAAAGACAUAAAUUAUGUUUCCUUUUGUUAA
Mangifera indica (mango) is the source of this 1637-nucleotide messenger RNA. Its product is annotated as CBS domain-containing protein CBSX5-like. The coding region runs from base 186 to 1376 and encodes 396 amino acids. Lineage: Eukaryota; Viridiplantae; Streptophyta; Magnoliopsida; Sapindales; Anacardiaceae. The record is from RefSeq and is a predicted model, not a curated record. The transcript has 2 exons.